Messenger RNA from Penicillium angulare, 255 nucleotides. RefSeq lists its product as uncharacterized. The record is from RefSeq and is a predicted model, not a curated record. The transcript has a single exon. NCBI's taxonomy places the organism in Eukaryota, Fungi, Ascomycota, Eurotiomycetes, Eurotiales, Aspergillaceae. Bases 1 to 255 code for a protein of 84 amino acids.
AUGAUCCCGGUAGAAUACACAGAAGUCAUGGAGCCGCUAUGUUUUAGCAUUGUGGCAGGCAUUGCAGCGACAAUAGCCACAGAUCUUGCAGCGCCAGAUGGCUAUGAAGGGGCCCGAGUUGCAGCCAGAGCAGCGCCAAGUCAGGAUGUUCCCGUUGGUGGCCUGGACGAUUAUAAAAACGUGACCAGAGCAUUGGUUUGCCAUUAUGACAGUGAUGAAGAAUUGGAACGGGAUAGCUAUAGAGUCUGCUGUUAA